Molecule: messenger RNA, 2847 nt
Organism: Asparagus officinalis (garden asparagus)
Lineage: Eukaryota; Viridiplantae; Streptophyta; Magnoliopsida; Asparagales; Asparagaceae
Product: cullin-4-like
Exons: 17
Biological process (GO): protein ubiquitination; ubiquitin-dependent protein catabolic process
Cellular component (GO): cullin-RING ubiquitin ligase complex
Molecular function (GO): ubiquitin protein ligase binding
Source: RefSeq, a predicted model, not a curated record
AUCGAAAUAAACUUCCUCGCUCUCUCUCUCUGGCCCUCACUCUCUCGAUCAAUCUCGACCUCCUCCCUCCUCGAAUUAAAACCCUAAUCGACCUCGCCAUGAAAAUCUCCGAUUAAUUAAUGACUCACUCGAAGCGAUCUUUCUCCAGCAUCAACAGCAUUUGUCCUCUCUCAUCGCCGUCGAGCUCCUCAUCCAUGAAGAAAGCCAAGUCUCAUCAGCUCACAGAAAAGAACGGCCUCCACUCGUACUACGACGUCACCUCCGGUGGCGGCGGCGGAGGCGGAGGGAACGCCGGCGGUGCGUCUGAGGAUGAGGACUCGGUGCUCGUCGACCAGGCUGGGGUUUCGGGGAGCUUGAUGACGGGGAUGGCUUCUAAUUUGUUGAGGAAGAAGGCGAUUCCACCUCAGCCGAUGGUGAAGAAGGCGCUCAAGAUUAAGCUCAAAGAUAAGCCUAAAUUACCACCAAGUUUUGAAGAAGAUACGUGGGCAACACUGAAGUCCGCUAUCACAGCUAUAUUUUUGAAGAAACCAGAUCCCUGUGACUCUGAGAAGCUUUAUCAGGCUGUCAAUGAUCUUUGCAUCCACAAGAUGGGAGGAAACCUUUACCAACGCAUUCAGACAGAAUGUGAAGUGCACAUCUCUGCAGCACUGAUGUCGUUAGUUGGGCAGAGCCCUGAUCUCGUGGUAUUCUUAUCAUUGGUAGUGAAAUGCUGGCAGGAUUUCUCAGACCAGAUGUUGAUUAUUCGUAGCAUAGCCUUAUACCUCGAUAGAACAUACGUGAAACAAACCAAUGGUGUUGACUCAUUGUGGGAGAUGGGGUUGAAGCUGUUCGAAAAACAUCUCUCCAACAAUAAAGAAGUGUUGCACAAAAUUGUCACAGGCCUUCUAAGGUUGAUUGAGAGGGAGAGGCUUGGUGAAGCUAUAAAUAAGGCAUUGCUUAAUCAUCUUUUGAAGAUGUUUACUGCGCUAGGAAUUUAUGCAGACAAAUUUGAGAAACCUUUUCUUAAAGGCACUUCUGACUUUUAUGCUGCUGAAAGUGUGAAAUAUAUGCAGCAGUCAGAUGUUCCGGAGUAUCUGAAACAUGUGGAGUUAAGAUUGCAUGAAGAGCAAGAAAGAUGUUUUCUAUACUUGGAUGCUAGUACGAGGAAGCCACUUGUAGCAACUGCCGAAAGGCAGCUUCUUGAACGUCACGCAUCUUCAAUCCUUGACAAGGGUUUCAUAAUGCUUAUGGAAGCUAAGCGUGUGGAAGAUCUUCAAAGAAUGUACACUCUGCUCCAGAAGGUUAAUGCUCUUGAGUUAUUAAAGCAAGCUCUUGGUUCAUAUAUCCGCGGUACUGGACAGGGUAUUGUCAUGGACGAAGAAAAAGACAAAGAUUUGGUUGCUUGCCUCUUGGAGUUCAAGACAUCUCUUGACAUGAUAUGGGAAGAGAGUUUCUUCAGAAAUGAAAUGUUUGCACAAACCAUGAAGGAUGCAUUUGAGCACCUUAUCAAUCUUCGGCAGAAAUAAACUGCUGAACUAAUUUAAAAGUUUCUAGAUGAGAAACUUCGUGCUGGCAAUAAGGGUGCUUCUGAGGAAGAGUUGGAAAGGACACUUGAGAAAGUGUUGGUAUUGUUCAGAUUUAUACAGGGCAAAGAUGUUUUUGAGGCUUUCUACAAGAAGGAUCUUGCAAAAAGGUUAUUGCUGGGAAAGAGCGCCUCAAUUGAUGCUGAAAAGUCAAUGAUCUCAAAACUCAAGACUGAGUGUGGGAGCCAAUUUACUAAUAAACUGGAAGGCAUGUUCAAGGACAUUGAAUUAUCAAAAGAAAUAAAUGAUUCCUUCAAACAGUCAUCACAAGCCAGGAUGAAACUUCCUAUUGGCAUUGAGAUGAGUGUUCAUGUUCUAACGACUGGAUACUGGCCAACAUACCCACCCAUGGAUGUUAAGCUUCCUCAUGAAUUGAAUGUUUAUCAGGAUAUAUUUAAGGAGUUCUACUUAAGCAAGUACAGUGGGAGACGGUUAAUGUGGCAUAAUUCAUUAGGUCAAUGUGUUCUAAAAGCCGACUUCCCUAAAGGUAAAAAAGAAUUGGCAGUGUCAUUGUUCCAGACUGUUGUCUUGAUGCUGUUCAAUGACACCCAAAAGCUCAGCUUUGAAGAUAUUAAGGACUCCACGGGUAUUGAAGAUAAAGAGCUGAGGAGGACUUUGCAAUCUCUUGCAUGUGGCAAAGUUCGUGUGCUCCAAAAGUUUCCAAAGGGAAGAGAAGUAGAGGAUGAAGAUACAUUUGCAUUCAAUGAAGAAUUCAGUGCUCCUUUGUACCGCAUCAAGGUAAAUGCCAUUCAGAUGAAGGAGACAAUAGAAGAGAACACAAGCACUACGGAAAGAGUAUUCCAGGAUCGUCAAUAUCAGAUUGAUGCAGCUAUUGUUCGAAUAAUGAAGACAAGGAAAAUACUAAGCCACACACUUUUAAUAACCGAGCUUUUUCAACAGCUCAAAUUUCCGAUAAAGCCAACGGACUUGAAGAAAAGGAUCGAGAGCCUUAUAGACAGAGAAUACCUUGAGCGAGACAAGAACAAUCCGCAGAUAUACAACUAUUUGGCUUAAGGUCUUGAGCCCAAGUGAUCUUUUCUGUAUUAGGUGGUCACUCCUAACAACAUCCAAUGUACAGGGUAAGCUUGAACCUCACUUUCUUUUAUGUUCCUUUGGGAGACAUUCAAAAUUGUAAAUUAUUAGGACUUAGUUCUUGUUCUGUGAAGGAAAUGGUCGCCAAAUUUGUGAAAGUAACGUGCUAAGAUUUUGAAGAAUCGCCAGAGCAAAUUACAAUGGCAAGUUUUAUGAUUUUAAAUCACAAUCGUCUAGUUUAUAUGCCACUUUA